AUGACCAAACUGUUAUUAGAUGAGUCGAUGCCCCAUAAAGACCUCAGGCAGGAAAUCAAAUUUAUAGACAGAUAUUUGUGCCAGUACGUACACAAUCCCAUAUUCAGUUCGAUAGUGCUCAUUGGGAGUUGUUGUUUUAUAAAUGGAAUCCAAUACUACGAAAUAUAUACCAAAUCACAAUGGGAGUUGAUCUUCAUACAAGAUUGCAUUUUUGACUUCUUGCAGAAUAUCAUCAGCUUGAUAUUUAUAUUACGGUUUUGUAUCGGCAAAUUUGGAAAUGCCCCAAUAGAAGCCGCGUUGUUAGUGUUGGAGAACAUUGGAUGUUUCAACUUAGUUUUCAACCAAAACUAUUCGUUGUUAAUGACCGAUGUAAGUAUUGCGUUCAAGGUAUUUAUUCUUUGGCAAAUAUUGUGUCCAUAUUUUAUUCUCACCAUAAAUUUAGCUGAUUAUAUUAAUUGGAAAAUAGGUGAUUGCAAGCCCAAAUCUUUACUCGGUAAGAACGAUAUUGUUCUUAGUUUCCAUGAGUUGUUAAUCGACACCAAUAACAAUUUUUUGCCCAUAUUUAUUGCGCAUUCAUUCAUAAUAAUCGAUCUCAACUUCACGUUUGUUACAUCCAACUGGAUUAUUUUUGCCUACAAGCUAUCAAUUUUCCUGUUGAAAUUCUAUUGCAUAUGCCGCUACAUUCUAUAUGAGACUUGUUAUAUUGUGUACAACAUCAAUUUCACAGAGAGCUACAACUGGAUUUAUGACGAUGUUAAUGCAAAUAACAAUUGUAAACCCUUCUUACAUGAAAACCCUAAUCUUCAGAAUAGGUUCUUGUUGACGAGUGUCAGUUUAUGCAUAUGUGUGAAUCUUUUAUACAUUGGUAGUUAUUACAUAAAUUUAUGUCCCUAA
Debaryomyces hansenii CBS767 is the source of this 894-nucleotide messenger RNA. RefSeq lists its product as uncharacterized. The record is from RefSeq and is a predicted model, not a curated record. The transcript has a single exon. The coding region runs from base 1 to 894 and encodes 297 amino acids. NCBI's taxonomy places the organism in Eukaryota, Fungi, Ascomycota, Pichiomycetes, Serinales, Debaryomycetaceae.